AUGGGAAACAUAUCCAGUGGGCAAACGAAAAGGCCAUUGACACUGCUUGAGCUAAGCACAAAGAUUGGGGAGUACCGAACAAUAAAUGAGGGAGAUCCCGAGAUGGUCGAAGAUCCCGACUUCCCACGGAAAAUGAUGAACGAAGCAUUAAGCAAGAACAUAACGAUGGAUGGGAGCACUGUCCAAGGCACCUUCGUUUAUUACCCAAACAAAAUGAAGCCCAAGAUGUGGAUAGGGAACUACAACAUUUUGAACCCUGAAGAUAUUCUUUGCAGAAAUGUGGCCGAGAAAAUUGGGAUGACUGAAACUGAGUGGAAGAACUAUGUCCAAGCGAGGAAAAAGGAACAGGAGCAACCUGGCAAUGUCCAAAUCACCCCCAACUUCGAUUCUUCCCCAGGAGAACAAUCUAUGUCUUUAAAAGAAAUGAUGAAGAGAGGAACUGUCGCACCUUUUUAUAGCGAGAAUGGAGAAGAAUUUCCAUCAUACAGUGGACCCCCAAUUACCACUGACCCAGUUAUUUCUCAUAAAAAAUAUAAAGGAGAAAAAUAUCAGUACUUUGAUCAACAACCCCAUAGUAAUAGUUGCAUUGUGAAAGAUACUGGAUCUGACGAGGAUAUAUAUUACGAUAUGAAUAGCACAAGAGAAGGCGAAGGAGAACUUCUCUACAAAGUGGACAACGUAGCGACGGUGGAACAAGCACAUGUGCCGAACAAAUACAAAAGGGGUGAGAAAACUGGGGAAGAAAAACGAGAGCACGAAAGAAGAAAAUAUAUACAAAAAUUAAACAACGAAAUUAAAAAUAUAAAUGCAGAGCAAGAAAGGAUAAUUAAUGAAAAGCGAAAAGAUUUGUUCGCUUACUCAAAGUCCAACACACGUCAGCUCCAUCCUGCACAAAAUAGCGCAUCUUUUGGAAUGAAAAAUAUAAGGCGUUCAACAAAACAGGAUAUGAAAAAUAUUAUCACGGAACUAAUAAAUGAUAACAACAAAACAGGUACUUCCAAAAUGCAUUCUUUAAAGAAAAAGAAAAAGGAAACGUAUGUCGAUUUGUCCUCCAUGAGUACAAAGGGAAGUUUGGAAAUGAAAACAUCAUCUAUUGAUAAGGAUAUUUCAUUCAGUAAGAGGGUACACACGAAAAGAACCUUGGUGAAAUGA
This is a messenger RNA of Plasmodium knowlesi strain H, 1152 nucleotides long. RefSeq names its product conserved protein, unknown function. The coding region runs from base 1 to 1152 and encodes 383 amino acids. The record is from RefSeq and is a predicted model, not a curated record. NCBI's taxonomy places the organism in Eukaryota, Apicomplexa, Aconoidasida, Haemosporida, Plasmodiidae. The transcript has 4 exons.